GCUAUUUGCCUUGUACAAUUUGCUCAUUUCUCUUUAUUUCUCUGUUUUCCUGCACUGAUCACUUAAAGGACAAUCUCUCUUGCAAACAAAAUCCCCGGAGCCUGAUUAGAGGGACUGAAGGCUCCCAGACACGGAUUGCCUGCCAGCCACAGCACGCCCACUGUUUGUAACAUGGAAGAUCGGUCGAGAUAAACGAUUGCGUGGAUGCAUAGGUACUUUUUCCGCCAUGAACCUGCAUUCAGGACUCAGGGAGUACACACUUACUAGUGCCCUUAAAGAUAGUCGUUUCCCCCCAAUGACGAGGGAUGAGCUGCCACGGCUUUUCUGCUCAGUGUCUCUACUCACUAACUUUGAAGAUGUAUGUGACUACAUGGAUUGGGAGGUGGGUGUACAUGGCAUUAGAAUAGAAUUCAUCAAUGAAAAAGGAUCAAAACGCACCGCCACCUACUUACCGGAGGUUGCAAAGGAGCAAGGAUGGGACCACAUUCAAACCAUAGAUUCCUUAUUGAGGAAAGGAGGCUACAAAGCUCCGAUUACUAAUGAAUUCAGGAAAACAAUAAAGCUAACCAGGUACCGUAGUGAGAAGAUGACGAUGAGCUACACAGAGUACCUUGCCCAUCGUCAGCAUCAUCACUUCCAAAAUGGAAGCUCCCAUGUAGCUAUAAACAUGAUCUUCAGAUCCAGCACCUACAGCCGACAUGGCAAGGCUGACAUCCAAAUGCUUUUUUUGGAUGAAGAGAAGCAAUUACACGUACGAUGAGAGGUGAUGUCAACAUGGCAGCAUUUUCAGAAUCAAGUGGUCUAAUUGAUUGGGCACGACGUAAUCCAGUAGCUACCAGAUACCUUUGUCUCCCAUUCAGUGCUGGGAACCGAGGGCAGUCCGGCCCUGUCCAGACUAGUCACAACCAUGCGUUUGUGCUGAGAGGAGGCCUUUCUCAUCAUCUCACAUUAGGAGUCACGUUUGGUUUUCAAAACAGGUUGGUGAGUGGCAGAUGUCAUAUUAGGAAAAAAAUGGAUUUAGAUUUUAGUGCCUUUGACUAUGACAUUAACUAUAUGCUUAUAUAUAAAAUUCAUAGAAAAAAAUAUAGCAAAUAAUGCCAGACAUUCUAGCAAACUGUAUAGAGUCUGCUCUGGCGUCAGGUUUUGGGGGAUUUUUUUAAAGUGAGAUUUUUUUUUUUCUUUUUUAAUAGCAAACUUGCUUUGGAAAAGAAAAAUCCAUUUUGUUCUUUCUUCUGCUUUUGAACUUGUUGAGUUUUACCAACUCAUGAAUAGUUUAUCAGAUAAAGUUAACUAUUGCUUAAAAAAAGAAAAAAAGACUGUUGUGAAAGCACAGGACAAGUAUGCCAUAAUUUUACAUGUUUUCAUCUAUUACAGGAAUAGUACUUGAGAGCUGUAAGUACUGUGUAAUAAUUCUCAUACCCCUCCACACGGUCGAAGAAAGAAAAGUGAUGGGAACUUUUUCCUGCUGUAAAAAUAGGAUUUAGUAGCAGGUAUGUGUGGGGUGUUUGCAAGCCCAGGAUGUGGUAGGAGGCAGCUCCUUGCUCCUGUGCCUGCAGAACUCCCACUGAUACCUGCUGUAGUUCGGUGCACGUUCUAGGGGACAAUACAUCCCAUUAGAGAAAAGACCUUCCUAAUACGAGUGAGGAAACCACAGCAAGCAGAAAUUCCAGUUAUUUUCAAUAAUGAAUGUUUGUAAAUGUAGAGCUAUCUAAAAUUCAAACAGAUAAAAUCAAUUAAAAUUCAAUUGUUAAAAAAAAAUAAAUCAGGCUAAUUGUAAAUAGGGUUUCAAAACCAGAUAUGGAUAAAUUAUGCUCGUCCUUAUGUGAGGUUAGCUUUGCCACUUAAUUUCUAUGGAGGUUCUUGUAGAAGGUCUUUGGUAUUCCUUCAUCCACAGCAUUUGAUGUCCAAAUAUUAACAUUUUCAGUUGUGAUGCCUUAAUUUACAAGCAGAGGGCCUGAAACUUCAGGAGCCAAGAGAUGCCAGCUGGAAGCUGCAAAAAUUAAUAGAUGUUUAUACAGAGGCUAUUUUGGAUGAUACUGUUGUCUUGUUUCUACUUGGGGAACACUUUUAAAUGGAUUAGGCUUCAAGUGGAAAUGGUGAACAAGUGGCUACCUGAUAAGAGUUGUGUUGGUUUUUUUUCUUGCCCUUAUAGGGAAACUGAGCACAAACUGAAUCAUUCUGCUGCAAAAAAAAAAAAAAAAAAAAGUCAUCCAACCCCAUCUUUAUCUGUCAUCUCGUUACAGCACGCUCAUGCUUCUGUAUGAGCUCAUUGUUAGAAGUUUUUUAAAAAGAUCUAUUAUAUAUAAAAAUAUAUAUGUAUUGAAAGGUGCUAUUCAACCUCAAGCAGGUCACGUGACUGGUCAUGCGGAUCUAAAAUCAUAUCAGAUUUUUUAAAAAAUCUUCGAUAUAUGCAGAUGUUAUACAGAAUUUCUUACCAGUGUAAUAAUGAUAUACUGAUGAAUAAACAAUCCUGCAGGUUUUUAAGGACAAGGUCAGCAAUACUUCCCACCAUGGCUUGGGGGAGAAAAGGAUAGUUUUGUCUCCUUUUUGUAUACAGCAUAAUGCACAAUGCAUUUUUGUCUAUCUCUUAGUAGCUGUUGCUUAAAAAUAUAGUUAAAAGGGUGUUAUACAAACUGUAAAGGUGUGCUUUUGAAAUGAGAGUUAAUGCCAGACCCUUCUGGACCAGAGUUUUGUAUCACUAAUUAAAAAACUGUUACAGAGUCUGUGGUCAAUCAGAUUGUAUGCUAUUUUUUUGGAAAGAUUGGAAUGCUCAAUCUAUCUACAGUGUUUCUAGGGCACCUACCUCCUCAGCACGCGAGUGCUGAAAACGCCAUGGAUUGUUUCUGUGUUCUUGUGGUUGAUUUGUACAGAACGUGCAGUUCACUGUGACACGCACUGGGACAGAACAGGUCUGUUUGCUUAAAGCUGAUCAACAACGGCUUUCACAAAUGUCAUUCCCUGGUAGUUGUGUUUAGUACCCUUUUAGAUAUAUUGCUGGGUUUAGAUACCUUUUUUUUAUUAUUAUUUGGGGUACUUUAUAAGAAGUUAAGGUACAACCAAGUAGCUUAUUUCACUGCUUUUUAAGUUGGAAUGCUAAUUUUUUAUGAUCACUACUCAGUUUGCCUUAUUGUUGGGGCUGGUUUUUUUAAUUCUUUUGCUUAAUGUUCCCAAAAAACCCCCUGUUCUGUAAACUGAGUUAAGACGACAAAAGCGUAGACUUGACAUGAAACCAUUUCUUAGUCUUGCCUCGAGUGGCCUUCCUUCUGCCCAGCCAGCUGUAGCACUGACUUCUCCCCCCGGCCCCGCUGCGGGCGGUGGCGGGGAGGCUCGCUGGCGUCCCGACCUCAGACACGAGCACAUCCAGGCGCUCACACCCAUUUGCACACCCUGCCGUUUGUAUACGGACCUCUCUACUUGUCCUCACAUGUGCGGGUUUUUAAACUUGUUGUCUGGAGUAGGUUACAUCUCUUAUGUGUGUUAGAUCGAACCAAAGAAGCCUCCAGCCAUGCCCAAAUGCUGCUCCUAAAGCCUGCCUUCCAGUCCUUACGAAAUCCCUGCAGGAUUAAAUGUGUUAACUUUUUUAUUUUUGUACAGUUUCUAACUGAUUUUUGCUAGUGAUGUUAAUUGAAUUAAGUUUAUUUGGGGAGUCUGAAUAUCUUCUCCAUUUAAAUAAACUGGUGACUUUCCUUUUAUGUUUAAAAAAAAAAAAGAAAAAAGUUAAAAAAAAAAAAAAAAAAAAGAGAAACCCAAAGUGUGCCUCUCAGAUUUAAGGGUUUCUGGUUACAUUUAUUCUUAAGACCAGCAAUGAUUCUUUAUAUACAAAGAUAUGUUUUCCUCGUUUUUUAUUACUGUUAAAGAAAAAAUAAAAAAUAAAAACCUCUUUCUUUGCUCUGGACCCAGUAAUUGCGCUGGUACAUAAACGCACUGAGAAAACAAACUUUUGUUUGAAACUUUUGUAACAACUUAUGACUGUUUUUGUAUAUCAAAGUUGAUUCUUUUCAAGAUAUUUGGAUCUAGUUUCUAAGUUAUUUUAGUGUUUUAUAUGUUACAAAAAAAAAAAAUUACUUUAAAUUGUUCACCAGCAUUUUGAGUUAUCUUUAAUGCGAUGGUGACACACAAUGGGCUUCGAGCUACCUGGAGUAGCCUGUGAGGCCCCUCUUCUCCUUCCUUCCUUAGUAACUUGAUUGAUUACAAUAAUAUCACAGAUUACCUAAACCCCCUUCCUUUCUAACUAGAUCCUCCUUCCUUCCACAUUUAAUUGCUAUUAGUGUGAAGAAACUGUUGAAAUGGGCAUUUUAAUAUAAGUACGGCUUAAAAAGAGAAAAAUGAGGAAAAAAGAAAAAAAAAAAACUCUCUAGAAGGUUAUCUGUGGGUCUGUGAGAUAUGGCUGUGGAAAGAUAUUGUAGUAGUUUUAACACUAUUGUUAUUACCUUUUAAAUCAUUUACCCAAUAAAAUAAGGAAAAAGAA
This is a messenger RNA of Calidris pugnax (ruff), 4468 nucleotides long. It is a transcript of the gene AMMECR1, whose product is annotated as Alport syndrome, mental retardation, midface hypoplasia and elliptocytosis chromosomal region gene 1. Bases 227 to 760 code for a protein of 177 amino acids. Lineage: Eukaryota; Metazoa; Chordata; Aves; Charadriiformes; Scolopacidae. The record is from RefSeq and is a predicted model, not a curated record. Gene Ontology annotation, cellular component: nucleus. The transcript is spliced from 7 exons.